AAAAAUAAAUAUUCUGACAUGGACGAAAAAAAUGAUAUUUGUAUUCCAUCAUAUUUAAGGUUCUCCCCAGCUUAUAAUUAUAUAAAUUCUAAUAAAAUUAAAUUACCAACUAAAUUAAAUGCCAGUGAUUCUUCAAAAUGGUUAAAAGUUAGUGAAGAUGGAUUAACAAUUAUUUAUAGAGGAGAUCUUAGAUAUAGUUAUGUUGGUUCUAUAAGAGCUAAUCAUUACGUACCACCUGAAGUUGGGUUAUUUUAUUAUGAAAUAAAUAUAAUUGAUAAAGGUACGUGUGGGAUUAUCGGACUUGGAUUUUGUGAACCAAAUAUACGAUUAGGUACUAUGCCAGGAUGGGAUUAUAAAUCAUAUGGAUAUCAUGGGGAUGAUGGUAAAAAAUUUGCAUCAUCGGGUAAAGGUAGUAUCUAUGGUCCAACAUAUACUACCGGUGAUACAGUUGGCGUUGGAAUUAAUUUUUUUAACAAUACAAUGUUUUUCACUAAGAACGGUAUACAUUUAGGAACUGCAUUUACUCAUGUUGAAAGUAGUACUCUAUAUCCUGUGAUCGGUUUGAGAAGUUUAAGAGAAUGUGUUUUAGUAAAUUUUGGACAAAAGCAAUUUAUGUUUGAUAUUGAUCAAUAUAUACAAGUAAAUCAACGAUCAAACUUUAUCAAUAAUAUCACUUUAUGAAUAGAAAGAUGAUUAUCUCACAGAAAAUAUCAUUCAAGUGUUUGAAGAAAACAUAUACAAAAAAUGUACACCAAAAGAUUUUAAUACGAAAUUAUGAAAUCGUAGAAUUUCGAUCAGACAUCAUGAUCUUUUUUAUUUUAUAAGAUGUUGGCGUAAUAAUGCGUCAAUUGUUCAGUGAAAUGGUUAGUAACAUCUUAAAUUCACAUAAUUAUCUCCUUUUAUUAUUUAUUUAUCUUUAUCGGAAAAAAAAAAAAGAAAUUAUAAGUUAGU
This is a messenger RNA of Rhizophagus irregularis DAOM 181602=DAOM 197198, 951 nucleotides long. Lineage: Eukaryota; Fungi; Glomeromycota; Glomeromycetes; Glomerales; Glomeraceae. The record is from RefSeq and is a predicted model, not a curated record.